AUGUUCUCUCCAUCCGGUCGUCUCAGCCAUUUCUCCGGCAAGAGAAGAAUUGAAGAUGUGCUUAGUCGUUACAUCAAUCUACCUGAUCAUGAUAGAGAAAGUGUUGUUCAAAACAGGGAGGAAUUUCAACAAGAAAUCAAUAAUUUGCAGCAUCAACUUCAAAUGGCCGAGGAACAAUUAAGGAUAUUUGAACCAGACCUAAGAAGUUUGAGGACGACUGAUGAACUUGAAUCUUGUGAAAAGCACCUUACAGACGCAUUGGAUCGCGUUACACAAAGAAAGGAGGGAGCAACCUCAUUCGGAAACGAGGUUAUCCAUUGCUGGCCAGAAACUGCAGCCAAUCAGGGUGUUAAGGAUCACAACACCAAUCAAAUUUUUACUGGCCCCCACACCUCUUGUUUUCCUCUAAGGAACCAUUCCUCCACUACAGUGUACGAUGCAUUGUCACACACAAACGGUGUAAAUGGAGAGACACAUACACACAGCAUUGAAGGGUGCCAAAUUAGUGAUCCAGGUGAUGAUAGCUUUCCACAAUGGCAUCACUCUGCUGGACUUUUCACUGCUCUCAUGCAAUCAGAAAACCCUUUCUCUUUAACCAAGAAUGAAAUGCAUAGUCCAAACAUAGAAACAAUGUCUGUGCAUCAGCCGGUGGAAGCGUCGUCGGCAGUGUGCCAACAGGUGCCAUUGAGUGAAGAAGGUGCAAAUUAUGAGACCAACCUUCCCUAG
Molecule: messenger RNA, 726 nt
Organism: Ilex paraguariensis (yerba mate)
Lineage: Eukaryota; Viridiplantae; Streptophyta; Magnoliopsida; Aquifoliales; Aquifoliaceae
Source: the annotation of a GenBank genome assembly